AUGUGCGGAAGCCAGGAAUCUGCCCUCACUGUCGGACCGGACUGCCCCUCUCUCAUUCUCCCAUAUGGACACCUUGGCUUUCCUCCCUGUCCAUCCAUCCCACCAGGUAGAUCUACUCCCCUAGCAUCGUCUCUGUCGCCAGCAGUGCCAAUCGAAACACACCCUGUGACUCCACCCUCUGUGCAUAUCUACUCGCCCGGCAUUGUCUCUGUUGCCAGCAGUGCCAAGGGCGAGAUGUUCUACUCUUACCUGCCUGACCUCGAUCACCACAAUCGGCUGUCUUCACAUGCUGUCCGCCCCCACUCCCCUCGUCCCUUGUCUCUCUCACCGCACACACUGCACUGUCUCUCUCACCGCACACACUGCACUGUCUCUCUCACCCGCACACACUGCACUGUCUCUCUCACCGCACACACUGCACUGUCUCUCUCACCACACACACUGCACUGUCUCUCUCACCCGCACACACUGCACUGUCUCUCUCACCGCACACACUGCACUGUCUCUCUCACCACACACACUGCACUGUCUCUCUCACCGCACACACUGCACUGUCUCUCUCACCGCACACACUGCACUGUCUCUCUCACCACACACACUGCACUGUCUCUCUCACCGCACACACUGCACUGUCUCUCUCACCGCACACACUGCACUGUCUCUCUCACCGCACACACUGCACUGUCUCUCUCACCACACACACUGCACUGUCUCUCUCACCGCACACACUGCACUGUCUCUCUCACCGCACACACUGCACUGUCUCUCUCACCCGCACACACUGCACUGUCUCUCUCACCGCACACACUGCACUGUCUCUCUCACCACACACACUGCACUGUCUCUCUCACCCGCACACACUGCACUGUCUCUCUCACCGCACACACUGCACUGUCUCUCUCACCACACACACUGCACUGUCUCUCUCACCGCACACACUGCACUGUCUCUCUCACCGCACACACUGCACUGUCUCUCUCACCACACACACUGCACUGUCUCUCUCACCGCACACACUGCACUGUCUCUCUCACCGCACACACUGCACUGUCUCUCUCACCGCACACACUGCACUGUCUCUCUCACCCGCACACACUGCACUGUCUCUCUCACCGCACACACUGCACUGUCUCUCUCACCACACACACUGCACUGUCUCUCUCACCCGCAAACACUGCACUGUCUCUCUCACCGCACACACUGCACUGUCUCUCUCACCACACACACUGCACUGUCUCUCUCACCGCACACACUGCACUGUCUCUCUCACCGCACACACUGCACUGUCUCUCUCACCACACACACUGCACUGUCUCUCUCACCGCACACACUGCACUGUCUCUCUCACCGCACACACUGCACUGUCUCUCUCACCGCACACACUGCACUGUCUCUCUCACCACACACACUGCACUGUCUCUCUCACCGCACACACUGCACUGUCUCUCUCACCGCACACACUGCACUGUCUCUCUCACCCGCACACACUGCACUGUCUCUCUCACCGCACACACUGCACUGUCUCUCUCACCACACACACUGCACUGUCUCUCUCACCCGCACACACUGCACUGUCUCUCUCACCGCACACACUGCACUGUCUCUCUCACCACACACACUGCACUGUCUCUCUCACCGCACACACUGCACUGUCUCUCUCACCGCACACACUGCACUGUCUCUCUCACCACACACACUGCACUGUCUCUCUCACCGCACACACUGCACUGUCUCUCUCACCGCACACACUGCACUGUCUCUCUCACCGCACACACUGCACUGUCUCUCUCACCACACACACUGCACUGUCUCUCUCACCGCACACACUGCACUGUCUCUCUCACCGCACACACUGCACUGUCUCUCUCACCACACACACUGCACUGUCUCUCUCACCGCACACACUGCACUGUCUCUCUCACCGCACACACUGCACUGUCUCUCUCACCGCACACACUGCACUGUCUCUCUCACCCGCACACACUGCACUGUCUCUCUCACCGCACACACUGCACUGUCUCUCUCACCACACACACUGCACUGUCUCUCUCACCCGCACACACUGCACUGUCUCUCUCACCGCACACACUGCACUGUCUCUCUCACCACACACACUGCACUGUCUCUCUCACCGCACACACUGCACUGUCUCUCUCACCGCACACACUGCACUGUCUCUCUCACCACACACACUGCACUGUCUCUCUCACCGCACACACUGCACUGUCUCUCUCACCACACACACUGCACUGUCUCUCUCACCCGCACACACUGCACUGUCUCUCUCACCGCACACACUGCACUGUCUCUCUCACCACACACACUGCACUGUCUCUCUCACCGCACACACUGCACUGUCUCUCUCACCGCACACACUGCACUGUCUCUCUCACCGCACACACUGCACUGUCUCUCUCACCACACACACUGCACUGUCUCUCUCACCGCACACACUGCACUGUCUCUCUCACCGCACACACUGCACUGUCUCUCUCACCGCACACACUGCACUGUCUCUCUCACCACACACACUGCACUGUCUCUCUCACCCGCACACACUGCACUGUCUCUCUCACCGCACACACUGCACUGUCUCUCUCACCACACACACUGCACUGUCUCUCUCACCGCACACACUGCACUGUCUCUCUCACCGCACACACUGCACUGUCUCUCUCACCACACACACUGCACUGUCUCUCUCACCGCACACACUGCACUGUCUCUCUCACCGCACACACUGCACUGUCUCUCUCACCGCACACACUGCACUGUCUCUCUCACCACACACACUGCACUGUCUCUCUCACCACACACACUGCACUGUCUCUCUCACCGCACACACUGCACUGUCUCUCUCACCACACACACUGCACUGUCUCUCACCACACACACUGCACUGUCUCUCUCACCACACACACUGCACUGUCUCUCUCACCACACACACUGCACUGUCUCUCUCACCACACACACUGCACUGUCUCUCUCACCGCACACACUGCACUGUCUCUCUCACCGCACACACUGCACUGUCUCUCUUUCGCCUCUCUCUUUGAGUCGUACGAUCCACGGUUCCUCAUGUCCACUCCGGGCUAUCGCAGUGUCAACUCCCCCGCGCCUCUGCACCAGAUGAUGCCCACACUGCCGUGCCCAUGCCAUGUCAUAUGCUACCAACUCACUUGCUCGUGCCGGCCAAAUUCCACCCACUGCUUACACAUUCUUCGUACUGCAUUGUACCUCAAUCCACCUUCCGGCCAUUCGUUUGGCCUUUCCCCUUCUGCUCUCUGCCCUCUCUUCCCUCUCUCCCUUCUCUCCCCUCUCUUCCCUCUCUCCCUUCUCUCCCCUCUCUCCCCUCUCUCUCUCCUCCCUAAAUCCCUCCUCCCUCACCCAACAGGUGUGUCAGUACUAUGUCGCAUCAGUCAUGCCUGUCUAGAUAACACCUGCCCCAUACCGUACCCUCUCUCUUCCACCGACAUACCCCUGUACCACUCCAUCCUCCUCAUGAUUGACGACACCUGCCAGGCGCUAACGAGGUACCACUCCAUCCUCCUCAUGACCGACAUAUGCCAGGCGCAAGCUCCUCACCUCCGAGGUAUUCCCUUCACUGCUACCUGUUUGCUUUACCUUCUGACUCUGCAGCUCUUGACCCACCUGUUUCUCUCUCUCCCUCUCUCCACCCUCCUUGUGAUCCACACAUGCCAGGCGCAAACCCCUUACUCCAAGGUAAAGCUGGUGUCGCUGGCGGGGGAGAGCGAGUAUGCAUCAUCGCUUGCAUCAGGGCGGGUGACAGCGAUAGUGGGCAAGGACCCCUACCUUUGA
Messenger RNA from Closterium sp. NIES-65, 3819 nucleotides. The record is from the annotation of a GenBank genome assembly. NCBI's taxonomy places the organism in Eukaryota, Viridiplantae, Streptophyta, Zygnematophyceae, Desmidiales, Closteriaceae.